Eurytemora carolleeae is the source of this 2938-nucleotide messenger RNA. It is a transcript of the gene Btk29A, whose product is annotated as tyrosine-protein kinase Btk29A. Gene Ontology annotation, molecular function: ATP binding; non-membrane spanning protein tyrosine kinase activity; protein binding. The transcript is spliced from 12 exons. The coding region runs from base 478 to 2376 and encodes 632 amino acids. Lineage: Eukaryota; Metazoa; Arthropoda; Copepoda; Calanoida; Temoridae. The record is from RefSeq and is a predicted model, not a curated record. Gene Ontology annotation, biological process: peptidyl-tyrosine autophosphorylation; intracellular signal transduction.
UAGACAAGAGAGAGAGAGAGAAUGGGACAGGUAUAGAGCUGAACAGGUGACGGGACGGGACGGUUUUAUGUUGAUCCUUCACACUUUUACUCCGGACCCAACCUUCUUCAAACCAGGCUUGGAGUAGACACAACCUUGCUCUGAACACAAGAUACAAUUCCGUCCUCAAUAGUUAACAGUGCAAAUUGCAAUAGUUAUAAAAAGUGAUACAUAAUUGUUAAAUAAGUGAUAUUAACGCGCAAUGAACGUAUCGUGAUUGAUUUAUAUCCAAUGAAUGAAUGCAUAUAGAAAUAUUCUUGGAAUUUCCUGCCUUUAAAAAUAUAUAUGGGGGUGGAGAAUAAAAUUUAAACUUCAACCGGAAAUUCUUCUCCUUUAUCAAUAGAUCUAGAUAUUCAAGAAUUUCUCCGCGUGUAUAUCAGGACCCGGAGUAAUGAAAGUGAACCUUGUUGAUGUAUUCAACCAGUAUGCUUCUACUGGAUGAGGGAUGAGAGGAGCAGAAUGGGUAAGAUGUCUCUACAAGGAAGCCAGGAUGAAAUACUUAAACACAGCUGGAUGACAAAAAGGUCCCAGCUUAAAUCUCGCAUAUCCUGGACUAACUAUAAGGAUCGAUGGUUUUGUUUGACUCGAACCUCUCUGGCCUACUAUGACGGAGACGAAGAGUCCAAGAGGAAGGAGAAAGGACGGAUAUAUAUCCGAGAUAUUAAACUUGUUGAGAAUGUUAGAAUUGAAGAUAGACCUCAAAGCUUCCAGAUAAAGUACACAGAGAGUGGACAAGAUUACACCCUGUAUAUCCAGUCUAAGGGAGACGCUGAGCGGGAAGAAUGGAUUAUCUUACUCCGGAACCUGAUCAGACACAACCCGGCGCUCUGCGACAAUUUUCAUCCUGAGCUCUGGUCCAGUAAAUGGUUGUGCUGUGGAGAACCAAACAAGAAUGUUCUAGGUUGCCAACCUAUCUCCUGGAUUCCGAGACCAACUAAAUCUGAUCCUGCUCCUCCCCUCCCUCUCUCCGAUCCUCUUCUAUCUCCGGACUCUCCAGGUCCCCCGGAGAGGUUGAUCGUGGUUGCUGUGUAUCCUUUUACUGCUAUAGAACCUGGAGAUCUUUCAUUGAUCAAAGGGGAGCAGUACAUUGUACUGGAUGAUUCACAGGAUCACUGGUGGCAGGUGGAGAACUCAUCUGCAGAGGUCGGGUUCAUCCCCUCCAACUACGUCAAAAAGUUCGACGAACUAGGUCUAACUAGUUUCGACUGGUACGUUGGCGACAUGUCGCGGCAGCGCGCCGAGUCGCUGCUCAAGACGGAGGAUAAAGAAGGCUGUUUUGUCGUCAGAAACUCUUCGACGAAGGGACUUUACACCUUAUCGUUGUUCACUAAAAUACCUCAUAAUCAAGUAAAACAUUAUCACAUAAAACAAAACAUCGCUGGUUACUUCUUAUCUGAGAAGCAUUGCUGUCAGUCCAUCGCUAAACUAAUAGAAUAUCAUUCACACAACGCCGGCGGUUUAGCGUGCCGGCUUAAGUGCCCGCCUGGAAGGUCUAAACCGCCGACCGCCGGUCUCAGUCAUGGGAAGUGGGAGAUUGACCCUACGGAGUUAACGCUAGGCGAGGAGCUAGGUAGCGGUCAGUUUGGUGUCGUCCGGCGGGGGAAGUGGAAGGGGACGAUUGACGUGGCGGUUAAAAUGAUGAAGGAGGGAACUAUGAGUGAAGACGAUUUUAUCGAGGAAGCCAAGGUGAUGACUAAAAUGCAGCACCAGAAUCUUGUACAACUGUACGGAGUGUGCAGCAAGAACAGACCUAUCUUUAUAGUAACAGAGUACAUGAAGCACGGCAGCUUAUUAUCAUUCCUAAGAAAACUGAAGCCUUCGCUGUACACAGAUCCUUGUACAUUACUAGAUUUUGCUCUACAGGUUAGCCGUGGUAUGGCCUAUCUGGAGCGCCACAACUAUAUUCACCGUGAUCUCGCCGCCAGGAACUGUCUCGUCGGCGCCGAGAACGUCGUCAAGGUUGCUGACUUCGGUUUGGCUCGAUAUGUGAUAGAUGACCAGUAUACUAGCAAUGGGGGAGCUAAGUUUCCUAUAAAGUGGAGUCCACCAGAGGUCUUGAACUUCACGAGGUUCUCCAGCAAGAGUGACGUUUGGGCCUACGGUGUGUUGUGCUGGGAGGUGUUCACCUGCGGCGAGAUGCCCUACGGCCGGGCAAAGAACCCCGAGGUCGUGGAACGGGUUCAACGCGGGCAAAUACUCUCCCAGCCGGCUGCAUGCCCGAACCAGGUUUAUGAGGUGAUGAGACUAUGCUGGGCAGCAAUACCCGAUGAUCGGCCAUCUUUUAGAACAAUCAAAGAACAGCUGACCAACAUUGUGCAGCUGAUACAAAUCGACUAGAAGACGACAUUAUAACAAUCAACUAAUCGUUUAAACUGAUAUUUUUUGCUCAAUUCUACUCGCCACUUUUUGUUUAAGGGUUUUAUGCAGUAUUCAUGAUAAUGAUACGCUGAAUUUACAACUUUAAGCCUCUUAAAUCCAGAUCCUCAAAACUGCUUAUUCAGUUUAGGAUUCGGAUCCAAAUGACAAUAUCUUCCAACACAGUAAAGAACAAAAAAAUUUCUAAGCAAAAAACAUGUGUCAAAAAAUGAAAAAUUAAGAAAAAAUUUGGAAUUUGGGGAAAGAAAUCCCCAACAAAAUGUAAGGAUUUAAAGUUUGAAUGUUUGAAUGGUUGGAGAUAAAAAUCUAAAGAUGGCGUCUUCCAAAAAAAAAUGGCCGCCAGGGAACCCCAGUAACUUUGUCUUCUAUAUUCUAUUUUCAAGGUGACAGCUUAAUUGAUAAUUAUGACAGCUUUGUAACCAUCAUAUGUUUAAAGUUUGACUUCACAGAUCAACUUAUGUUUUUAAAAAUGUUCUCUUUUUACACAUGUUACCCGAAUUUUAAUCACCAUAACAUACUCAAA